UUUCAAAGUCCCGCAAACGGCAAACCCGUUUGAACUGUCUAUGCGAACGGUUGUGUUUUGGGUAGAAGCGCGUUCGGACUUUUCGGACCGUAUUUAUUAGAUCGCGAAGUUCCCGUUGCCGUGGCGACCGCAGUGUGGAAAACAUUUAGCGCUGGAGGACACACAACGAAGUGAAGAAAACGGGUGUCGCGUUCAGUGUGCUGUCGUUGUCUGUGGUGGAACUUGAACUCAUACCACUCUAGCGGGAUUCGCGUGUUGACAAGUGUCUCCAAAGUGGUGGAUUAGUGGUGUGAGUCUGAGCGGAGACUUGGAUCGCAGUGAAUAAACAGAUAUCAACCAGGUAGAUCUGCCUAAACUGGAGCUGUGCUACCUGUGUGUUUGCGUGAGUGGCAGAGAAGCGAAAAAGGUUGAACCUAAACGGUGUGUGUGUGUGCGGGCAGUGUUUUGAUGAAGUGUUGUGGAGCCUGAUUUUCGGGCGUAGGAAAUUGUGCAAUUGUGACACAUAAACCGAAAGGUCUGUACUGCUGAUCGGACAGGGAAAUCCCUUAACUAGUUGAUCAACACGAUCCAAGGAACCUUGUGGUACCGAACUACCACAACAUUAUACAACGACCACUUCGAUGAGGAAGUGAAACUUGCUGACCUAGUGCAGUGCAGUUUGUCGUCGACGGCCUACUGAUCGCUUUCAGGACAUUUUUGGUGAUCGUCUUGAUAAGCGACGAACCCGAGAUCAGUUGUGUGCAAACAAACUACCCGUUGCAGUUGACGAGGGAGCAUUGUACCGUGGAAGUUCUGUGCGGAUGUCGUGUGAACUUACGUAAAAAUUGACGAACCGAGUUGGAGUGGAAAUGCAAAACAGUGUGUGACCGAAAUAUAAAAUAUUUUCGCGAUUAAUCAUUACAAUAGUGCGGUCAUCGUCGUCGUCGUUGUUGUUGUUUGGUCGUACUAUACUCAUUCAGACGAAACUUCCAUACGCAACUCAUAAAUUUGCUCGGUUUGGUGGAGUGAAGGAAUUUUGAAAUUGAGUCCGUCGUCGACGAGGGAAGAAACAGAGAAGCCCAAAAGUGAAGGCGCUUCUUUAUAGUGGCAACAACAACACAUCCAACAGAAUAGCUACAUACACGUAGAAGGUGCUGCUGGUCGUGUUUUCCGUGUCCAUCAGUGUAGAAGCAGUGUGUGGUUUUUUUCGGCAGACUAGACUUUGUUGUUUUGCGUGGAGUAGCUGCUACUAGAGGAGAACUUUCGGUUGAACUUUACGCUAUUUUAAGAAACCUCCAUCGUGACUCGGAAGGAGAGUAAUGACUACCAUCAGCAACAGCAAUUGACCGCGCGAGCCGUGCACAUCUUGAUCCACAUAUCCAUCCCGAAGAUGUGAUACACAGCGUCCCAAGGCCGAAGAAAUGAACGAAAGUACCGAUAGCCAGUACCGAUCACCUCCAUUGAAAUAGCCCCAUAUGCAAGAGUGCAACCUUUUUCACCUCGAAAACACUUCUUCCUAAGCAAAACCAUUGGAAUUCGUUCCUCAACCCAACAGACAAAUCUUCAUGCCCAGCGGCAUUCUCCGCUGAUGCGAAUCAUGCAGCGAAAGGUGCAGAACGGGGUGGCCCCCUUUCGGUUAGGACCCUGUCGCAGCGGUAGCAACAGCAGAAGCAGAACAUUUACUGCGACCCUAGUAGGUCUGCUGGCGGUCGGUUUGCUCCUCGCCGCAGCAACAUCUCCGGUCCAGGGUGGUAUAAUUGUCAAGCGACAAGCGGACGAUGGUGCCGCCACUGAUGCACCCAUCGCAGCCGAAUUAGAAACGUCCACUCCGGCUCCUACCACUCGAACGGUAGAAUUCCAGACCGAAGAUGCAUCAUCGCCUCGAGAGAUAGAAUUCGGAUACGAUAACGAGAAAGAUGUGUCAUCAGAGCAGGCAACAGUGGCUGAACUGCGACAGGUUGCCGAAUCCACGGAACCAACAGAGAUCGUGCCUGCUUCGGUGACGGUAGCUCCCACGGUGCCCGCUCCGAAGGCACCACCCACUCAGCCAGAUGCCCCAACGACCGUGGUGGCUCCCACCAGGGAUGUGUCUCCUUCUUCCACCGAAUCCGGUGAGCAGAAAUUUGCACGCCUUAGGUUGGAACAGGAUAGCCCAACGGAAGCGCCAACGCUGGAAGUCAUAGACGAAGAACCGGUAGCGACCACAGAGCAACCCAUCGAUGAGGCUACCACCACCGUCAGUAUCGUUGAAGAACCGGAGGUUGACAGCUCUAAGCCAGUCGUAGAAGCGGAGGCGGAGGAUGAGGUCAAUGUGCCGCGCUUCGAUUUGGACAGGUACACUUCUCCGUCCAAUUUUUCCCAGGGCGGCAUUUCGCUGGACGAGUCCCGUGCCGUGAGGGAGCAGUUCUUCGCCGAGAAAUCGACGGCCACUACGGAAGCACCCCUCAGCUUCUGGGAGACGACGACGUCGCUGGAUAUGCUGAUUGCCAGUGAAGAAUUGGUGACCGAAUCGAACGAAGUCGUCGUUGUUCCGGAUGCUCUGGUCGAUCGGAACCACACGAUCGAAAGCAAUCGGUCAGUAACUGCGGAAAAGUUAGAAAUCGAGACCAACGACUACGAGCUGGUAUCGAAUGAGGUUCGCGGUCAGAAUCAGACAACCGCUCAACCGGGGAAGGCCCAGAAGAAGGGUAAGUUCUUGGAUCAAUUUGGGGCAACCGAGGACAAUGACAUCAACGGGGCGGCAUGGGCUUUGGCCGGAAUGAGGAUUGUCGAUCGGACGUCCAGCAAAGCCGGACAAGCUUCCGGAGAGAGUGUGGAAGUAGUUCGCGAUGAGAACGAAAAUUCGGUAGCGAACAACACGCUGAAACAGCUGAUGGAUUGGGCUAUGAUCGUGCAGGAUGCUGACUUUGCGAACAAUUCGUUUGCGAAGCCAACCACUUCGGACCUAGAGAUUGAGCUGAAGAACGAAAUCAAGGAUCGCCGCAAGUACGCUAAUAAGACGCCGGUGGAUGCUCUGAGCGAGGAAAACAGGAUCACUUCCGUUGUGACGGAAUUAAUCCCGGAGGCGUCCGUGGAGGUCACCACUGUGCUUCCUAUUGCGAAGUUGGUAGCUGAACCAACCUCUACGACGUUACCGGCGGACGACGAUUUGGAAGAUUUUAAAUUCGAAGAUCGCAGCAAGAUCCCAUUGGAAACGACCAAACGACCUGAGCUGACAAACUUCAUCCAAGAGACGACUACCGCUUUCAUUGCCAAGACUGAACAGGUUGUAACCACAGUGCGUCCAACACGUGGAUAUGAAGUCUUUGAAAACAUUGACGAAAGCGAAAGUUUCGCCUUGCCUGGAAAAUCUACUACCACCGGUAGGUACGAAUCCAGUACCACCAUAGAGGACAUCCCAGUGACCACAUACUCGCCAGCAUCUCCGAUAGUGAAGAAGAUUGAAAUCACGACGGAAGCGAUCCUUCCUACCACAUUCGAAUCGAUGCGUACUACUCGAAGACCCGUGAUCACCACGACCCCGGAGCCGAUGACAACCAAUUCGGUGAGGUUCAUCGAAGAAACCACUCCUCAGCUGACAACCACAAUGACCACGUCCACCAGUACGGUGGCAACUCCAGCGAGCGAAGAGAACGAAUCUCUAUCCAACUCUCUGCCACGCAAUUCGGACGAACAGGUUUCCUCAUCCGAAGUGGAUCCCAAUGCCAUUAACCAAACCAACGAAGAGCUAGCCAUGACCACCUCGACCAACGGUCCACCAACAACCGGACUAUCGGUCCGCAACACAUCCGAUAACAUCAUGACCCAACAGUCAACCAUCCAACCGACGCUGAUAGAAUUCCGUCCCACCACCGGCACCACCGACAAGGUGGAUCUCUCUCCCGGUCAAACCACCGAAACCGCCGAAGAACCCACCAUCCCGAACCAACCAGUGCUGAUCGAUGACAAGAACGUCUACGAUACCGUUUCGGAAACGACGCCUAAUCCGAUCCCGGAACCCGAGCCAUCCGCCUCGCCAGAACCGGAACCAUCUGCCUCGCCGGAACCGGAACCAACUGCCACAACGCGUCGCUCAAUUGAACGCCAGAUGACCACCACCGAACUGUCCGAGGAGGAAUCCGUCACCGAGGAAGACUACAUAGAAGUCAGUAGCGGCGGAUCGUCGUCGCGGUCUCCGCUGGAUCAGAAUCAAACGACCCCUGCACCACCCCAGCCAGAAGAGGAGGAAGGCAGCGGCGUAGUCGUUGCCGUUGUGGCCAGUCUCGUCAGCGUGAUCGUGGUGCUGCUGCUCGUAGCGGCAUUUUUGUACUAUCCGCAAUUGCAGUUGAUCUUCCGCAAGCGACAGGCGCAGGUUUCCUACGGCCAACGAUGCCGCCCGGUCGGGCUGGACGCCUACAGCCUGGACAACGUUUCAGUGUACAACAGCGUGCGCCGGAAGGGCAACACGAUGCGGAUGUCGAAGCGCUCCUACGGCAAUUCGGCCUUCGAAGACCCGGGCCUCAAGACGAACCCACUGACGGUGGCUGAACUGGCCAACAUAAUCCAGAACAAAACGGCCAUCUACGAUGAGUUCAAGGAGAUUCCGAAUGUGACGGCCCGGGCCGACGAGGUGCCCGAGGGAUGUGAGGAAAAGAAUCGAUAUGCGAACGUGGUGCCACUACCGGAAACCCGAGUACACCUGAAGCGCAUCAACGACGAUGAGAAGACUGAGUACAUCAAUGCAAACUUCGUUAAGGGCCCGAAGGACAACGUCAACUACUACAUCGCCUGCCAGGCCCCGAUGGAGAACACGAUCAACGACUUCUGGCGCAUGAUCUGGGAACAGAACUCGAAGGUCAUCAUCAUGGCAACCGAUCUGAGCGAGAGCGGCGUCGAGAAGUGUGCCGAGUAUCUGCCGCCGUCAGUCGUGCUGGACAACAACCGCGCAUUCGGUGACUUCCAGCUUACGCUGAAGAGCCGUGAAAACAAGGAAAAGUACACCAUCUCGACGGUACAUCUGCGCAACACGCAGACGAACACGUGGCGCGAGAUCAUGCACUUCUGGUACCAGUGGCCGGACACCGGGGUGCCCAUCGACGAGUCCUCGAUAAUCGCAAUGCUGCUGGAGGCACGCAGCUACUCCCGAUUGGCACCGGGUGAACUGGCCGACGCCACUUCCAACAAUGGCGUCAACAACAACAACAGCACCACCAACACCGUCGUUAUCAGCAAUGGAAUCAAUGGCGGUAUAACCAGUAUCGCCGAGGAACCUACGUCGGUCGAUACCACCGAGUCUAGUAGUGUAGCAAUAGGUAGCAUUAAUGUAGAUAGUUCCAAUAAUAACAAUAACACCAUGGGUAAGACGACGUCGGACGGAGCUCCGCCGAGCAGCCUGAUGAGCAACGGAGGAACCAUGGACAAGCACAAAUCGCUGCAGAGGACUCAGGGACCAAUAACGGUGCACUGUUCGCCGGGAACUGGCCGCACCGGGACGAUCGUCGCGUGUGACGUGGCACUGCGGGCGGUCGAGAUUCCACCGCGGACGGUGGACGUUCCGCACAUCGUGUACUACGUCCGACGGGGACGGGCCAGCUCCGUGCGGACGCGGGAGCAGUACGAACUGAUCUACAGGGUUGCCAACGUGUACGCCACCAAGCUGACGGGGCCGACGAUAGAAACAUGAGAACGACUCAUUUAAAAUCAAGUAUUGUGAGUACAUUCGAACGACGAUAGCUGCAUCAGAGGCUGCAACGAAGCCGCAACGACGGCCUCAACUAUUGGCGUUAUCUUAAUUGGAAAAAGUGCAAUCGAUAGUUUAGUAGAUAAUGAAGCAGCGCAGCCCAAAUCAAAAAGAGCUCCUCGUUGCUCUUUGCAAAAUUUAGUUAUUACAACCGGAUCUAAGAUCCGGUCUAGUCUUUGGACUUUCAAACCUGCUCUGACUGCUACCCCGGUAUUUCUCAAAAGUUUAACCCAUUUUUUUUUUAGUUCUCUGACAAAUUUUUAAAAAAUUGUCUUCUAAAAUGACCCUGAGAAAUACCCAGCAACGUAAGCAAUAGUUCUCCUCGACAAUAGUCCUCCUAUACGAACCCUUAUACACACAUACACCCACGCACACUACAACCACGAAAGGAGUCGAAUGGCCCAGCGCGGGGAAUUGGCCAACCAUUUUUUUUCUCUUUUGCCAACUGGCAUGGGACUGAUGCGAAUCUUCGGCGACGGUGAAGAACCGGUUUCGAAGAUUCGUUUCAGAACUGUACCGCAAGAUGGCAUAAGCGAUACACAGCCAACCCGUAAGCAACUCAUAAUACUUGAUUUUAAUCUCUAGUGGGAUAGAGACUAAAAUUAUCGACA
Molecule: messenger RNA, 6309 nt
Organism: Ochlerotatus camptorhynchus
Lineage: Eukaryota; Metazoa; Arthropoda; Insecta; Diptera; Culicidae
Product: mucin-2
Exons: 9
Coding region: 1568-5641 (1357 amino acids)
Biological process (GO): protein dephosphorylation
Molecular function (GO): protein tyrosine phosphatase activity
Source: RefSeq, a predicted model, not a curated record